Messenger RNA from Symbiodinium sp. CCMP2592, 546 nucleotides. NCBI's taxonomy places the organism in Eukaryota, Dinophyceae, Suessiales, Symbiodiniaceae. The record is from the annotation of a GenBank genome assembly.
AUGAUCAAGAAGAACAUGGUGCUCUUCGGCGCUUACGUGUCGGCUCAGUGGAUAGCCAUGGCUCGCCUCACUGCAGUGUAUCAGCCGGGGAGCUUUUCGUGUCUGGUGUGUGGCAUGUGCCUCCUUCACCUAGUCGUCUUGCUGCAACAGACUUGGUCUUUCCAAUGUGGUUUGCAGCAUGAAGAACUGCUGGAGGAGCAGAAGUUACUCCGACUGGGCCAACAGCACACACUGAGCAUCUUUUUUGGGGCAUUGGUGCUCCUUCUGACUGUUCUUUUCCUCUCAGGUGUGCCACCGGCCUGGUCCCAGACCUCCCAGCUUUCAGGUAUUGCGCUGACUUGCAUAAGCUUGGGCCUGCAUGCUAAACACCUCUACGAUGCCACGGCCAGCUCUCAGAGGUGGAGGGAGCCACAGGUCCAGAGCAAGGAGUACUUGGUCCUCACCAUGCUGCCCCUGCAGUCCAUCGAUGCCCCUAAGCCCGAGCUGACAGGCGAGCGAGCCCAGAAGUGGCUACUGGCCAAGGCCUUUAGGAACUUUAGGGUUUAG